Naegleria gruberi is the source of this 609-nucleotide messenger RNA. RefSeq lists its product as uncharacterized. The record is from RefSeq and is a predicted model, not a curated record. NCBI's taxonomy places the organism in Eukaryota, Heterolobosea, Eutetramitea, Acrasida, Naegleriidae. Bases 1 to 609 code for a protein of 202 amino acids. The transcript has a single exon.
AUGGAAAAGAGAAGAUUACAAGUGGAAAAGUUGGAAGAAAAGAAUGCUGCAAAUAAUGCCAAAAGAGCUGAGGAAACUGAAACUACUCAAAUGGAAACAUCAAGCGCAGCCAUUACAGAAAGCACAUUUUCUUACAAGAUUGAGAAAAUUUCAGACGGAAAGAGAAUACACCCAAUCGAAACAAAAUCUCACAGUACAAACACACUUCACAACGAUCAUCAUGCCGAGUUUAAGCGAGCUUCCUCAAUAAUACAUGGAAGCCACACAAUGGGUUCACAACAAUCACCAAGAACUGUUGGAUCCGAAAUUUAUGAAGGGGAUGUUAAUUCAGAGAUUGUUAUUAACUGUGCUGGCUCCCAUCCAAGCAAGACACCAAGAGGAGACAGCUUUCAUUCUCCUAGAAAGCAAGCAGUUUCAGCUAAUGUGAAAAGUGCCAAACCUUUAUCUCCUGUUAAACCACAAAAUACCAACGAUGAGGAUAAAGAAGAGAAGGAACUUGAAAGGGAGUACUCUUUUGGUUGUAACGAGUUCGCAGGUGUGGAUGUAAUAGACAAAGACCACGUAGCUCAUGAUAUUGAAACUCCACAUUCCAAAGAUCCUCACGAUUAG